CACAGUUAUUGAAGAAGAUCUUGUUGGUCACCAUGUGUCGGCCAAUUAGUUACUUACUAGUACUUGAUUCGUGAUGUUUUGCUUCUCCUUGAGGCCAACUGGCUUGAAUAACCAAAAGUCAUCAUGAGUUCUGCAGAUCUCACAGCCAAGUACCAAAAGCUCGCUCAGGAAUACGCGAAGCUGAAAGCUCAAGUGUCGGUUCUGAAGAAGGCUGUCAUCGAUGAGCAGUCCAAGAAUAAAGGACUUGAGGAAUCUGUGAAAGACAAAGACCAGUCUCUUCGGAAAUGUAUGCAAGAAAUCGACAGCUUGACUUUCCGCAACCAGCAGAUAUCACGGCGACUGGUUGUGCUGCAAGAGGACCUGGAUAGCAAGGAAGGCAGUAAGAAGGGCAAGAAAGCAAAGGGAGGCCCAGCUGCAGGAUCAGCAGCUGCUACUGGCGUGGCUGCUGAAGUGCAUGCAGAGGAACUGCAGAAAAAGAUCACCGAGAAUGAACAGCUACACAUGCAGGUAUUUGAAGUGAAGCAGGAGAGUCGUCAAGAGGUUGAGAGUUUACAGUCGCAGCUCUCUCUCCUUGAGAAGCAGAAUUCCUGCCACCAGGAGACACUGGACAGCGUUCAGCAGCAGCACAAUGAGGAGCUUGUGCAACUUCAGGAGGACAAGGCUAUGAAGGAGAUUCGCUUGCAGAAGUUGGAGGAAGAACUAGCAGUGAUGAAGGAUCGUGCUAACAUAAGUGAACGUCAACUAUCUGUUACAAAGGGUCAACUCACCAGUGAAUCAAGCACGAUGGCACGCCUCGUCUCUGAGAAGUUACCAUUCAAUGAUACACUAAAUGCGGACUGGAACAUGUUCAAUGUACCAACAUACGACCGAAAGCAGCAGAUGAAGGCACAGGAACUGAUUGGACAAGCAUCUCGACUUGUCCACGAGCUCACUAGUGGUUUAGCAAACUUCAUGAACUAUCUGGAACAGAGAGCUACUGCAUAUCCCAUUGAUGCAGCGACGGGAGAGUCGAUCAGUGUUGUCAAUCAGCGCCUGUGCCAGCAUCUUCAUAGCCAUGCAGCCUGGAUCAAGCCGUUGGAUCAGACAUUUGCUGCGUUCAAGUCCAGCCUGCGCAAGGACGUGCCUGUGACGUUGGAAACAUGUACUGGCCUGCAACAGUUUGUGUCUGCGUACCACAUCUUUGUGAUCAACUUGCAAAAGUACCUUCCAUACCAGCUGGUCAGUCUGGAAGAGGAGAGCGGGCUUUCCUCUUGUCCACCGACUCUGGAGAGACAUAACCAUAAUGUGCAGGAGGGACUGCGACGUGUGAUCGGUGCGUUUGUCAACUUGGACACGUAUCUGCAACUUCUGGCAGCUCAGACAUUAUCGUCCUGCCCACAGCCAGCUAGUAAUCGUACUGCCAUCUUCAACAAGCUAACGUCCACAUUGAUUCAGCUGCACAAUCGCAUCAAAGAAAUGUCCACUUGCUUUUCGUCGAAGGUAGCACAAGAACACUUGCUACCUACUGCUAGUCAGAAACUGAAGACGACCAACGAGUGUGUCCUAUCUUCUCUAGCGUCGGUGGUAGCUUGCACGAACAAGAUCGGUAGCUUUGUUCAGAGCAACCUGGAGUACAUUACCGUACAGGCUGGUUUGCAGGCGCGCGGUGCUUCCAUGGAUGUCACCAACGUACAAACUGAGCAGGGUCGCGGCGCUGUGUCGGCAGUGCAGGACCUUCGUCGUAAAGCAGCCAGUUACAUGGAAUCUCUGCAGCGUCCUGCACCGGAAACAGUUCCGUAUCACGUUGCCUUACUGAACAACACCACCAUGCUUAGUUCUACAGAGAACCGUGACAGUUUAGCACAGCAGGUGUCAGAGGCUCAACAGAGGAUCUCUAAAUUGGAAAUGGAGAAGGAGCACUGGAUGCUGGAGGCACAGUUGCUGCAGAUCAAAAUGGAGAAGGAACAUAAAAAAAUUGGCACGUUGCAGACAGAGCUAACUCAACUUCGAGCAGCUGGGGCAUCUGGAUUAGUUGCUGAGCAGCUGGCCGCACCCUCUGCCUUGUCUAAGGCAUCUCGGUCAGAGCCAGGCAGUCCGCAGUCACGCAAACCCAUCAUUGUCACCGGCGCUGCAGAGCUUGGCAGUAUGUCAAGUUCUUAUGCUGGGCAUGAUGAUGACGACGAAGGAGAGGAUGACUCGCGAGCUGACCUUAUCAAGCAUCACUUCACUCAGCGUAUCCAGGAGCUCACCACUCAGAUUCAAGAGGCAGAGAGCAAAGCAGCUCACUUCAAUGCCGAGUGUCGUGCGGCUCACCGUCGCCUUACACUGGCAGAGAAGUCCAAGGAGAAAUCCUUCAAGGACCUGGAGGAGGCCAACCAGCAGAUCCAGGGGCUUAGGGAUGAGAAUGAGACUACCUCUGCCAGUUAUGAAUCACAGCUUAGCAUGAUGAGUGAUCAUCUGUGCGGCUUGACGGAUAAGCUGACGGCGCAGAAAGAUGAAAUUGACGCUCUCAAAGUCUCUAAGGGCCCUGUGAAGAAAGGGAAACGGUGAUGACAUGUUCGUGUGCCCAGCGCUGGCCCGCUUGUGCCUUUGUAUAUCCUGUAUGUACACACUCCUCACUCGUCUGUCCUUGUAAUUAUUAGUAUAUCUCGGUGUUGCAUUUAGUCGUGUUAUUCCCAUUGUCACCCUGUGUAGUUACUCGUAUGUGUGCGCUCUGUGCAUGCCUGUGUGUAUGUGAAGUGCAGGUAGAUUUCUACCUCUCCCUACCAGUAUUGGUCCUUCAGAUUUUUGAUGACAAUCAGUCCCUUUUAUGCUUAUUUUUUUUGUUACUAUUUUGUGCUUACUCCAGCUUGUUUUAAAAGAAUUUUAUUUUGUAUUUACUGUGCAUUGCUGUCAUGAGCAUCACUGCUCUUGGGUGCCUGCAUGGACAUUGAUGCAUGCUACUGCUAGUACUGGUAUGCUGUUUGCUGAAAAGCUCAUAAAACUUACUGAGAUUGAUGCUUUUACGGGUUUUUUUUUUUUAAUUGUUAGCGAGGCUAAUGAAUCUUAUCAAAUUCACCAAACUCUCCUACUUCAUGUCACUUUUUAGACAUUUGUUUGAAUAUUCUAUUUUACAAGUCUGCCUCGACCUAGAGUUCCCGUCUUCACUUUGGCGGCAAAGUGCAUGCGCCUAUCUGGCUUUAGCUGAUCAUUUUUGCCAAUGUGUGUGCUUUGCCCUGGAUUCUGGCUACAUUGCUCCAGUAGGGUAUGCAUCUUCUAUCUUCUAUUUAGUAAAAUACAAGACAUGCUUAGACGCUGUACUUGUACCAUCUCUCAA
Sycon ciliatum is the source of this 3295-nucleotide messenger RNA. Its product is annotated as protein phosphatase 1 regulatory subunit 21-like. The transcript has 31 exons. The record is from RefSeq and is a predicted model, not a curated record. The coding region runs from base 124 to 2529 and encodes 801 amino acids. Lineage: Eukaryota; Metazoa; Porifera; Calcarea; Leucosolenida; Sycettidae. Gene Ontology annotation, cellular component: membrane; early endosome.